Molecule: messenger RNA, 1896 nt
Organism: Penicillium taxi
Lineage: Eukaryota; Fungi; Ascomycota; Eurotiomycetes; Eurotiales; Aspergillaceae
Exons: 3
Source: RefSeq, a predicted model, not a curated record
UCGCUUCACUUACAAGGGCGCGACCAUCAGUCUUCGCUUUACAGCGCUCCAAUGCCAGAAAGAAUGCGUAGCACGAUCAAUAAAGGACUGGCACGCUCACUAGGCAGCGCCCGUGCAUUCUACUGCCCGUCCUGCGCAAUCCGGCGACAAGCGCUCACAACGCGUGCCACUAUCAGCACUGACCAAACCACAUCCACAAGACGAAGCGGUUGCCUCCUCACAUCGGCUUCAAAGUCCGUCGCCCGCUCAUAUACAAGCUCAGCUAUCACCGCUGGAAAUACUAUUCCGCCACGGCUCAAGGCUCUCCACAAUGCUCUUAGUGGUGUCAAACAGGCUUCAAUCGAACAAGUGAAUCUCAGUCGGCUGCAACUUGCUCUGAGAGGGUUAGAGUCCGAAUCGCCGCUAAUCCGUGUCGCUGUUCUUGGUCUAGACAACGCAGAUUCCGCACGUAAGCUAGUGCGAUUGCUCCUUGCUGACCCCUUAGGGCCACGAGAAGACUGGGAGGAUUUCCUUGAAGGUUAUGACUCUGAUCCUUCGCGCGGACUAUUGAUCCGAUAUGGAGAAAUCUCCGAAAAUAUUAACAACGACCUUCUACCCACUAUCACUAUUCGAUCACCCAUCUUGAAGAAUGGCAACCUAGAGCUCCUUGUCAGCUCAAUCGGCUCCGAAUCUGACUCGACUGGCACUACACUCUCUGCCGAAACAUUUCUCGUUCCCACAGUCACCAUCCAAACAUCACACUCCGGUCGGCACAAUGUCGUCCGUUACCCUGUGCAUCGAAGUAUCAUCUGCGGGACCGGGGUGGACGGUCUGCUGGCAUUCAGCACCCUGAUAGGCCGUUCAGACCUGAAGAACGAGGCAGCUUCAGUGCGCGGCGCUAUUGAGCUGUCCGUAACGGGCUCAAAGCGCAGCAGUGACCGCCUUUCUUUCGUGGAUAUCCAACGCGCGAGUGCUGCUUUGAAUAAAAUUCGUGAUUCGGCACAAAAUGCCAUCGAGUAUGAGCGUGGGUGGAAUAGUAGUGGUGUGCAGCCAGUCAUUGACUGGCUUGCAUCUCUCGCGUCACCCAAGGAGCAAGUGUUGAACCCGGCCCUUGUUCCGCUGAUCGAGUCUCUCCUCGACGCUGCCGAUCAAGGAGUUCUUGCUCGAAAUUCCAAGGCGAUCCUAGCCCAAACACAAGGUAUGGUACCUCAAGAAGUUCGGUCCGAGCUUGAACGCGGCGUUGGGGCUUGGGCUGAACGAGCCCAUUCAGAGCUCCGUAGUUCCCUUGAAGCAGGCUUCGCUAGUCCAAGAUGGCGAGGUCUGGCAUGGUGGAAGCUCUUCUGGCGUGUUGAUGAUGUGAGCAUGAUCACAUCCGAGAUACUAGAGAAGAGGUUGCUUCGACGAGCAGAGCAAGAGGUGAUCUGGACUUCAGGCAAGUACCAGCAGGCUGGUUUGCUAGAAGAACCUACCACAAAAUCCACCCCUGACCAGUCUACUCCGCCCCCCUGGCCAACCCAGAUCCCUGAUAUGCGAACUAAACUGCUUAACACAACUGUUCCAUCCCUUCAAGCCCUUGCCCAGAGCCUGGUGCUCUUCAGCGUUUCUACCACAACCCUCACAUCAGCACUCUCCGCUCUCACCUACUUCUCCGUGCCUUCUGCCUCCAUAUAUGAAUCAUGUACCUUGGCCGCAAUCGGCCUUAUCUACUCUAUGCGUCGUCAGCAGAAGAAAUGGGGCGUCGCCCGCGACUUCUGGGAGGAAGAGGUUCUUGAAGAGGGCCGAGCGUCUUUGCGGGAGACCGAACACUUUCUGCGACAGAUCGCGCGUGAAGGCAAGGAUGUGGAAGAUUCAACCGAUAAUCGGGCACGGGAGGUAGUAGAUCGUGCUCGAAAAGCCUUGGAAGAUAUCAAGGUAUGA